AUGACAGGCAACACGCCUGACACUCUCUGCUUGCUAGGAUGCGGCAAUCUGGGAGCUGCAAUUCUCGACAGCUUGCUAAACACGUCAGGCAAGAAGCCUCUCUUUUCGAAGUUCAAUUGUUGUAUUCGCAGUCAACUGUCAGAGGAUAAAUUAAAAGCUCGGUUCUCGAGCCACCUAAGUCAAUUGAACAUCUGGCGAGACCGCAAUGUCGAAGCUGUGUUAGCCUCUGACGUGAUUAUCCUUGGCGUGGACCCUUCCGACAUCGAGAAGGUCUUGACAGAGCCAGGAAUCCGGGAGGCAUUAAGCUCUAAGCUCUUGAUCAGCAUUGCAGCUGGUUGGGCCCGUCAAACGCUUGAGGAAACAAUCUAUGGAAGCAAGACAACGAAGAGCAACGUAACUGGUCGCGCAUGGGUGAUACGUACGCUCCCCAACAUUGCCGCGCAAGUCUCUCAGUCCUUGACCGCAAUCGAGAUGUCAGAACCAGUGCCGCCGAGUCACUAUCUCCAAAUUACGAAGGCGAUGUUCGACCAGAUUGGCCGCGUAGUUCAGAUUCCUCCCCAUCUCAUGAAUGCGACUACUGCAGUUGGAGGAUCCACUCCAGCUUUCUUUGCUGUUAUUUGCGAUGCCAUGAUUGAUGCCGCGGUCGCCGUUGGUGUCCCUCGUGAAUUGGCGCAUAUUAUGAUCUCCCAGUCCAUGCUAGGAACGGCUACCAUGCUUCAAAGCGGAAUUCACCCAGCUCUUCUUAAGGAUCAGGGAACGUCUCCUGAAGGGUGCACUAUUGGUGGCUUGAUGGUUAUGGAAGAAGCGGGUGUUCGAGGUCAUAUUGGACGGGCUGUUCGAGAGGCUGUGACGCUGGCUCGUCUUAUGGAAACAAAGUCGCAUGUCAAUGAUACACGACAUUAA
Messenger RNA from Penicillium odoratum, 903 nucleotides. RefSeq names its product pyrroline-5-carboxylate reductase family protein. NCBI's taxonomy places the organism in Eukaryota, Fungi, Ascomycota, Eurotiomycetes, Eurotiales, Aspergillaceae. The transcript is spliced from 2 exons. Gene Ontology annotation, biological process: L-proline biosynthetic process. The coding region runs from base 1 to 903 and encodes 300 amino acids. Gene Ontology annotation, molecular function: pyrroline-5-carboxylate reductase activity. The record is from RefSeq and is a predicted model, not a curated record.